Messenger RNA from Botrytis fragariae, 460 nucleotides. RefSeq names its product putative mitochondrial atpase protein. The record is from RefSeq and is a predicted model, not a curated record. Bases 27 to 332 code for a protein of 101 amino acids. NCBI's taxonomy places the organism in Eukaryota, Fungi, Ascomycota, Leotiomycetes, Helotiales, Sclerotiniaceae. The transcript is spliced from 3 exons. Gene Ontology annotation, biological process: negative regulation of ATP-dependent activity. Gene Ontology annotation, cellular component: mitochondrion. Gene Ontology annotation, molecular function: ATPase inhibitor activity.
AAAAAACCUCAAAUAUAAUCAUCAUCAUGUAUCGUCUUGCAAUCAACUCUGCCAUGCGACCAGCAGUCCGCACAUCCAUCCCAGCUGCUAGAGCAUUUACUGUAUCAGCACGCACAAUGGGCGAGGGAGACACCGGCGCUGCCAGAUUUGGCGGCCAACAAGAUGCCUUUACCAAACGCGAAAAGGCCAAUGAGGAUUACACCAUCCGUCAGCGCGAGAACGAGAAACUUUUGGAGUUGAGGAAGAAAAUUACCGAACAACGUGAUCACUUGAAGAAACUCGAGGACCACAUUUCCGAAAUCGAGAAGCAAUCUGGUGGCGAACAGAAGUAAGUAUACACAUACUUUUAGAAAAAACUUCGAGCUUUCGUCCAUAUAUCCAUAGUCAGAAUUUGAGAAGUACUGUUUUCCGUCGAUGGACUCCUCUCUUCUCUAAAUGCAAUCAAGUCUUUUAAUUCCCA